Dictyostelium purpureum is the source of this 1155-nucleotide messenger RNA. RefSeq lists its product as uncharacterized. The transcript has 2 exons. The record is from RefSeq and is a predicted model, not a curated record. Lineage: Eukaryota; Evosea; Eumycetozoa; Dictyosteliales; Dictyosteliaceae. The annotation marks the transcript as partial.
AGAUUAUUAUAUAUAGUUUGGAAUAAUAUAUUUUUAAGAAAUGAAAUUCAUAAACAUAUUUUAAAGUUUAUAAAACAUAAAGUUGUAGAUCUUGAUAUAUCAACUUAUAACCAGUUUAAAGAUAAAUCAUAUAUAACAAUACUUUGUCUCACAACACUCACAUUCGGUUAUAAGUUUAAUCAAGUAGUUAAACCUGGCACAUUGCCAAAUAGUCUAACAACACUCAUAUUCGGUCAUGAUUUUAACCAAGUAGUUCCACCCCGCACAUUACCAAAUAAUCUCACAACACUCACAUUCGGAGGUGCUUUUAAGAAAGUAGUUCAACCCGGCACAUUACCAAAUAGACUCGCAACACUCACAUUCGGAGGUGCUUUUGACCAAGUGGUUCAACCCGGCACAUUACCAAAUAGUCUCACAACACUCACAUUCGGUUUUCGUUUUAACCAAGUAAUUCAACCCGGCACAUUACCAAAUAGUCUAACAACACUCACAUUCAUAAAUAAAUUUAACCAAGUGGUUCCACCUAGGACAUUUCCAAAUAGUCUUAAAACACUCACAUUCGGUCAUGAUUUUAACCAAGUGGUUCCACCUAGGACAUUACCAAAUAGUCUUAAAACACUCACAUUUGGUGGUAAUUUUAACCAAGCAAUCCUACCGGGCACAUUACCAAAUAAUCUAACAACACUCACAUUUGGUGAUGAUUUUGACCAAGCAAUUCUACCCGGCACGUUACCAAAUAGUCUCACAACACUCACAUUCGGUCUUUAUUUUAACGAAGUAGUUCUACCCGGCACAUUACCAAAUAGUCUCACAACACUCACAUUCGGUUAUUUUUUUAACCAAAUAGUUCCACCCGGUUCAUUACCAGAUAGUCUCACAACACUCAAAUUUGGUGAUGGUUUUAACCAAAUAGUUCCACCUGGCACAUUACCAAAUAGUCUUAAAACACUCACAUUCGGUCGUAGUUUUAACCAAGUAGUUCUACCCGGCUCAUUACCAAAUAGUCUCACAACACUCACAUUCGGUGAUAAUUAUAAACAAAUAGUUCCACCCGGCACAUUACCAAAAGGUCUCAAGGUAAUAAACAAUAUGUCUGCACAAAAUAAAGUGUGCAAACGCAAACGUCGAGAGAGUUCCCUAAACAGGUCCGAAUGA